This is a messenger RNA of Galendromus occidentalis (western predatory mite), 1326 nucleotides long. Its product is annotated as homeobox protein ceh-30-like. The transcript is spliced from 4 exons. Lineage: Eukaryota; Metazoa; Arthropoda; Arachnida; Mesostigmata; Phytoseiidae. Gene Ontology annotation, biological process: regulation of DNA-templated transcription. The record is from RefSeq and is a predicted model, not a curated record. Gene Ontology annotation, molecular function: DNA-binding transcription factor activity, RNA polymerase II-specific; DNA binding. The coding region runs from base 1 to 930 and encodes 309 amino acids.
AUGUUGACGGUGUCCCCAGGCCGGGGAGCGGCGCAAGCCCUCUUCGCCAAUAGUCUCAUGCAGCAGCACCUCGCCUCGCUGCGAGGCGUCGGUGGCGGCCUGCAGAACCCUGCCUGCUUGCAGGGCAUGCCCGGCUCGUUGUUACCACGGCCGCCGAUGUUCAUGCCACCUCGACCUGUGUCUCCGGCAGACAGCUUCGACCGAGGAUCUGACCACGACGACAGAGACGAUGGUGGUUGUGACAGCCCCGAAAGACCGACAGAUUCACCUCCGAGUGGCGGUUCAGGAAUGAGCAAUCUGAAGUUGAAGAAACAGAGAAAAGCCCGAACCGCUUUCACAGAUCAUCAACUGCAGACACUCGAGAAGAGUUUCGAAAGGCAGAAAUACCUGAGUGUACAAGAUCGAAUGGAACUCGCAGCUAAACUCAAACUCACAGACACUCAAGUGAAAACUUGGUAUCAAAACAGACGAACCAAAUGGAAACGCCAGACCGCCGUGGGUCUCGAGCUCUUGGCGGAAGCUGGAAACUACGCGGCUGUCCAGCGAAUGCUCCAAACUGCGCCGUACUGGUUACAAAGUUACGCGGGAGUGAAUCCCCAGAGCUCAAUGAACGCCAUGGCAGCUUUGGACGUGUUUUAUCGUCAAGCCAGUCUACAGAAACCGAUGGCUUACCGAAUGCAACUCCCCGGCGGUCAGGGCGCUCCGCCCGCCGGAGGCCCGGUCCUUCCGACAUGUCCGCCGACUUCUGGGACGACGACACCUCCGACAUCAGCAAGCUCAAUUCACGCCAAAAUCGAAAUGUCGUCGCCGACCAUCGGCCUAGUUGGGCACACCUCUCUGACGCCAUCACCUCUCGGAUCACCGGAAUCACCACUCCCGAGACCGCCGAGCGCGCCGUCGUCGAGCCGAGAAACACAGCAGUCGACGUAGACAGCAGACACCAAAGCAAUUCUUCCUCGCUCCUCAAUAUUAGGAAACACUCGGCGAUGCCCUCCCGGUCCGACCUCUGUCUUCAACAGACCAUAUCCUAGGACUGACACUCGACCUGCCGCGAAAGCGACCGAGACACAACGCCUGCGAAUGCUCACGAAAACCCACAAUGUUUCCGCAAAAAGCUCCUGCGACACCGGCAGGCGAUUAUACUACAAAGAAUGAAGAGUACGGAUGUAUGAAUGAAUGAAUGCACGGACGACCGAUUGAUUGAGUGAAGGAUUGUACGUUGUACGGCUAGAUUCAUUCAGCAUUAUCAUUUUCCCCCACCGUUCGAUAUCGUUCUGCGCGUGUUCGAUGAAGCUUAGUAGGAACAGCAUUACCAUCAACGAAAAA